GAGCUGCCCAGCCAGCGCCCCAAAAUAACUUGUGUUGAAAGCAAUCGUCACAUCUAAUUAUAUUUAUCAGCCAAGGCAGAACAAAAAAAACAUGACCUCAGUGACAGAAUACGAGAAGUGAGGAGCGAACAGACGUGUUUACUCGGCAACAGCGUAAAAAUAAAAUUUAUUAUAACGCCUCGCUUUCUAAGAACGUACUGUACCUGUGUUCAAAUAAUCCUACAAGGUUGUUUACAAGCGCUUGUUAUCAGGCAUCUGCUGCCAUGACAUUUAGAAUCGGAAAGCUUUCUUCCACCGCUGAGAUUUAUUUCCCGUGCACAUUAGAAGAGGAAGCAAACUGACCCGAGAAAUGUCGGAGUAACGAGCGACCGGAUUAACUGUGUGUGUUCGAUGAGAAGGUUGGGUUGCGCCCUGGGGAGUGGAUAGAACAAAACCUUUUGUGUUUGAUUUGAUGAAUCGCACAAAUCGGAUGUGAAUGUCUUUAUGAUCUUGCUUGCCUCUACCACUUCGGAUCUUCGUAGAACGGCGAUUCUAUUGUAAAAGUGAAAUACAAUCCAAAUGUAUUACAAAAAUACAGAGUAAUAGUUGUCGAUCUUUGCGGAGGAUAAAGAAUACAUGCCUAGCUCUUAAUCCUACUAUACUACUGUAUCUGGUUAUAAUAUCUGGUGUAUCUGCAAUUGAUGUAUUACAAAAGUACAGAGUAAUAGUUGUGGAUCUUUGCAGAGGAUAAAGAAUACAUGCCUCUGUCUCCUCCCAACGAGAUGAAAAACGGGGGACCUCAUGUGGAGCGAACAGGAAAACAAACUUCUCGGGAACUUUAAUGAGGAGAUUUGAGUGGCUUCUCCGCUGGGGUUGAACUCCAAACGACACACGCUCGGACAGGAGAGGGGGGGUCGAGAAGCUUUCAACGUGCUGCAGUUUUUCAUCAUUGGCAAGGUUCUCGGCGUUCCAUCUGCCGGCGCAUCGUGACGAGCUUGACAAAUGGAGCUCAUCCAGAACCGCAACUCCACUCAGGACCUUUCGGACCUCGUGGUCUCCCGCUGGGACUCGAUGCCACAAAUGUCAUCAUAUGAUAAUAACAUCAUCAUCGUCCUGGGCGUGUUGACCUUUGCCCUCCAGCUGUGUUUGGCUCUCCUUGUCAUGCGGAGAUGUCUGAAUCUGGAGCAAAAAAUCCGAGAGGCUGCAGAAUGCCCGCAGAAUUUGCAGAAACUUCAGAUAGUAGUUCCCUCAUCCUGCCAGCAAGAUGUUUCCAAACAGAUUCCUCAUCGGUUUUAUGACGACUGUUUCUUGACCUCCCCAGGAGAAGGAUCCGCUCCCACUGGAACAGCCAAAACCUGUCUCUUUGGACCUUACAUACACUGGGACCUGGUUCAGAACUGAAAAUGUGAUGAAGAAAAGUUUUUCUUAAUUUGUUCCUAAAAUUGUAUGUUACAAAAAAAAUUAGCUGCUCAUGAAUUGUUAAAAAUUGUGAAAAAUACAUGUGUAGGAUUCUAUUCUAUGCUCUUUUUAUCUUGAUUCACUUCUUGGUUUAAUUAUAUCAUGUAUGUUUGUGAAAAAAAAUAAUUUACAAUAUGAUUACGAAUUAUACUAUUUAGUUUUCAAUUUUUCAUGGAAAUAUUUUGAAUGAUAUUUUGUGUAUUUUAAUCGGAACCUGUGUGUCGUUCCAACAAUCGCCAACAGGUGGCAGUAAUAUCGACGUAUCAUCGAGUGUCAACGGUCUUUUUAACAAAGAAGAACGAUGGAACGAAACAGGAUACAAAUUUGUCUAUAAUUGAUUUUAUUUUGGUAGUUAUUCUCAUUGUGUGAAUUAAUUUCGAGCAUUUACUAAUGAAUAGUUAUACCAGGCUUGUUGUUAUCGUCACUGUUUGUUUUUUGCAUUACUCGAGUGGUUAGCUAACUUGCUAUUGGUGGCUAUCAGCAACUUUUCAUCAAAAAGAUGGAGUCGAUUCUUUUUUCAACCAUUUCCCAAGGUACUCAAUUACCUCUGCCUUCUCUUCGUCUACUGGUGCCGCCUCUGCAGCUCCUGUCAGCUUCCAUGUGGCAGACCCUAAAGAUACAAGAAGUCACCAGCUACUGGGAAAUCGCCGACUUUGUCUCUUUGGCCGUGGAGAUUGUCCCGGAGCUGCUCGUGUACAAGCACAGGAUGCAACUUAACCUGGGUUUAAGAGCCAGGUAUAUUCUCGAAUUAUGCCGACGUGAACAUCCGCUGGAAUAUGACGUCAUCUUGUCACUUCUGGACAAGAUGAAACGACAAAAAACCUCUGCAGAACACGUGAAUGAAGAAGAAGAAGCCAUAAUGCGCUUCGUGGAUUCAAUUCAGGUUCUGCUCAAGAAUCCCGAAGAGAGACAACACUUUUUUAUGGAGGUCUUCCCAUCUUGUUAUGGACCCGAGUAUGACCAGGAUCUAAAGUCGCUGUUUUGGGAGUUCCUCUGUCGACUCGCUCAACUGUUACCUGUUCCUGAUCUCAAACAGACUGUUUGCUGGCUUGAAUCUUCAAUAACAGAUGAAUGCGUGCAUCCACUUAGCGAAGUUAAUGACUUAAAAGUUUUACUCCAGCACCACAAACACCUCAGACGUUUAAAGCGGCAUGUUCCAGCUACAAGCAUGGGGGACAAAAUCCUUGCCUCCCUUUCUGCCUUCCAUCCUGGCGGAACGGCCAAAGCGGAAGAGCAGUCGAACCAAGCAGGCUCGGAGAGUCACAUCCAUGUAGCCACAGUAGGUGAGGUGACCAUUGAGGUCACUGCAGAAGUGGAGGUGGGAUUAGAAGAAAAUGGUUUGGUCCAGCAAGCAGAAGAGAUGACCUCAGAUGUGGAUGACGGUAAAGAUAGGGAAGGAAUGGAUGGAAAGACGCAAAGCGACCUCGCCAGGACGCAGCAGCAGAGCGCUUCGGGCCCUCACGACUGUCCGGACUGCGACAAAAAAUUCAAGUUCGCCUCGUUGCUCACGGCCCACCGGGUCAUCCACACAGGGGAGCGCCCCCACCGCUGCUCCGAAUGCGGCCGCUGCUUCUCUUUCCGGCAGGCCCUGAGACGGCACAGAAACACGCACAAAACACGCAGGCAAACGCAUGACCAGCUGGAGUUCACAAACCGCUCGAAAACUCACAUCGGGUCAGCGAGGGGCGACGCGGCGGAAAUGCCGGGAAAUGCGGGAGCGGAGCCCGUCGACAAAGUCGUUCCUCUCGUUAAUGUCCGCACGAGCCGGCGCAAACGCCAACCCACCAUGAAGAUCCAAGUCAUCAACUUGCAGAAACGCAUGAACAGCAAGACGAAGCAGGACGUCAGCGGGGAGAAGCCGGCAGCCUCCUUCACUUGCAGUUCCGAGCAUUCGUACUGGUCACCCUCCGUUUCAGCAAAGGAUGCCGAGGAAGAGGACGAGCCGUCGCGGCAGCAACUGGAGCGUGUUGGCUCCGGUGAUGACAAGAUGGCCGGUGCCGCCGACGAGGAGGGUCGCUUCACCUGCAGGGACUGCGGCAAGAGCUUCAAGUUCCUGUGCUUGCUUAAAUCGCACCAGCGCAUCCACACGGGCGAGCAGCCGUUCGUCUGCUCGCAGUGCGGACGACCUUUCUCCUUCAAGCAGUCCCUGCAGAGACACAAGCAGACGCACAAGCCCGGCAGGUACGAGCGCGGCGGCGUCCACGGCGAGGCGCUUAACUCGCACGUGCGCGCCCACACGGACAGCGGCCGCUCGGUGUGCUCCGAGUGCGGCCGCAAGUUCGCCGGCAAGUCGGCGCUGAUGAGGCACCUCCGGACGCACGGCGAGCGCGUCCAGAAUUCGCUGGGAUGCCCUCAGUGCGAGCUGAGCUUCCGUUGCGCCGGCUCCCUCGCCAGCCACCUGCGCACCCACCGGGAGGAGCGAUCCUUCUCCUGCAGCUGCGGCAAGAGCUUCGCCUACCGGACGGCGCUGGGCGCCCACCAGCGCAUCCACCAGAAAGAGCGUCCGCACGUCUGCGCCCAGUGCGGCAAGGGCUUCCUCUACAAAGGCGGCCUGCUCAGCCACAUGAAGAUCCACUCGGACGAGAUGCCCUUCAUGUGCUCCUUCUGCGGCAAGUGUUUCAAGAGGGAGCGCAACAUGAAGAAGCACGAGCGCUGCCACACCAGGGAGAACGUCUACGCCUGCUCGCAGUGCGACAAGAGCUUCGUGUACAAGGCCACGCUGACCCGCCACGAGCUGACGCACUCGGGCGAGCGGCCGUUCCUCUGCUCCGACUGCGGCAAGGGCUUCUUCUCGCACGGCGAGCUGCUCAAGCACGAGCGCUUCCACACGGGCCACAAGCCCUUCCAGUGCCCGCACUGCGGCAAGAAGUUCACCCAGUCCUGCUACCUGACGGUCCACCUGCGCUACCACACGGGCGUGCGGCCGUACACCUGCGGCCAGUGCGACAAGAGCUUCUUCAGCGCCACCCGGCUGAAGAGACACGCGCAGACCCACACGGGAGAGAAACCCUUUCGCUGCGGCGAGUGCGGCAAAGCCUUCAAGCAGUCCCACAGCCUCAAAAUGCAUCACCGCACGCAUAAGAUAACUUGAAGACCAGCUCUCGGUAUGAAUUACUCUUUCCUAAUGGAUCUUUUUGAAAUGACAGAAAAUUUGCAAUUAAACCUGCUACGGGAUUGUGAUGA
Syngnathus typhle (broad-nosed pipefish) is the source of this 4620-nucleotide messenger RNA. Its product is annotated as zinc finger protein 835-like. Bases 1937 to 4528 code for a protein of 863 amino acids. The record is from RefSeq and is a predicted model, not a curated record. Gene Ontology annotation, biological process: negative regulation of transcription by RNA polymerase II. NCBI's taxonomy places the organism in Eukaryota, Metazoa, Chordata, Actinopteri, Syngnathiformes, Syngnathidae. The transcript has 14 exons. Gene Ontology annotation, molecular function: RNA polymerase II cis-regulatory region sequence-specific DNA binding; DNA-binding transcription repressor activity, RNA polymerase II-specific.